AUAGUUUUUUGCCUUGAGUGGCGCGGUAUGGGGGCCACUUCGGCAAGCUCCGUCUUCCAGUUGGCCGAGCCAACUCAGGUUGGUUCGACCAACUGGAGAAUUGACAAGUGAGGCCUUUUGGGAGACUUGUCAAUUCUAGUUGGCCGAACCAACCUGAGUUGGCUCGGCCAACUGGAAGAAGGAGUUUGCCGAAGUGGCGCCCGUACCGCGCCACUCAAGGCAAAAAAGCAUAUAUAAUAAUAAUAAAAUGGCGUCGUCGAGAAAAUUCUUUUCUGAAGGAAUUUUCUUUCCUUUGGCAAUUUUAUUAUUAUAUGGCUCAGUUUUCCUAAGAGACCUUAUCCAGCUAUAUCAGGUAAGCAACGGGGAGGGGUUCACAGCCUCCUGGCCUGAUCCUUAGAUGUUUGGUGGGCUACCCAAAGGUGCAGGAGUCAAGUUUUGAGCAAGGCAACGCAGCCCAUGAGAUCUGGACACCAAUUGACCGUCACUUGCUUAGGAUGGUUCGUUGACCCGAUAAAAAGGGUGACGUCAGAUAUGCCCGGUGACGUCAUCAGUUGGUGUCUACUGGGAUGAGCCCUUGUGGCUUUGUUGAAUCACCCUGUAGAGCUGGAGAAGCACGUUAAACAUUCUAAGUAAUGUUAAUAUUAAUGCUAAUGGCAUAAAUAUAUAUGUCAACUGAACCAGACACAGAAGUUCUAUAUGAAUUUAUAAAGGAGUUUUUGACUGAAAAUAACUUUGAAAGCACAUUUGAAUGUUUUAAAGCAGAAAUUAGAGCGAAAAAGGUGUCAAAAGAGUUUAAAAUGAAGGCUCAAAAUGAAAUAUCUAUGGGAAUAACUGAAUCUGAAUGAAGAUUUCAUAAGCUGAUGAGAGAUUCAGAGAAAGUUAAAGAAUGAGAAAAUGAAAAUAAAAAAUUAAUUGAGGCUUGACAAAAGGCAUUAAUAAUAGCGGCAGACUUAAUCAAAAAAAUAGAAAACCUGAGGCUCAAUGCCGAUCAAGAAAUAAUUGCGAAUUAUCGACUACAAAUUUCCAGGCUCUGUAGUCAAUUUGGCUUAAAAAUUGAUGAGGUUCAGCAGAGUUUUGAAAGAACUUCUAUAAAAGUUCAAGACUAUAAAGAAAGGAUCUUAGAAAAUUUAAAUUCUAAAGACUAUAAUUCUUUAAACAAGAAUCUUAUAGAGCUCAGAAACGAAUCAUUGUUAAUUCCUAAAGAAGGGAGGCAAGACUAUUUAAAUUCGCUGGUAGCAAGAAAUAUAUUUUCAAAUAAUUUGAAAAAAUUUUUAGAAGUUGAUAAUCGAAAUACAAAGAAAAAUAUUUUAGGAAUAGUUUCAAUAUUAUGCUCAAGCCAGCAAGGCAGACAAUAUAUAUUAGCAAAUAAUGCAGAAUGAUUAAUCAAUUUCUUUAUAAAUUUUGCAAAAAUUGCACCAUCUGGAAGUGUCUCUCAGAGAUUUUCCAUUUCUAUAUUACAGAAAUUGACAUAUUCAGAAGAUGAAGUCUGCAUGAUGAUUUCAAGGACAGAUUUUAUUGAGUGGCUGAUUAAAAAUUUAUUAUACACACAAAUUAUGAGGAAAUCACGCUCACAUCCUUUUAUUCAAAUUUUUGGGAGCGCUCUUCUUGCAAAUCUUCUUAAUUAUCAAUCAGGAAGAGAUUUUGUUUUAAAUUUCUCAGAUAUAAAUGCUCUAUUACGAUGCUUACUUACUAUACUUAAAGACCCAGAGCUGCAAAUAGGAUCAAUUUAUCCUAUUUUACUGUCAAUUUCUGUAAUUUCAGCCACCAAAAAUAUUGAAGACAUUAAUAUUUCUAACGAAAUCCAAGAAUUCAUUGAAAUUUUCAGAAGAAGACAGGCAGUAGAUGAAGAUUUCCGUAGUAUCAUUUUUUCAGCUUGUACCAACAUAACACAAAAGCAGGAAAUAAUCCAUAAAUCUUCAGAAGAUAAUUCGUCUGAACAGAUAUUAGAUUUUGAAUGCUUUCCUGACGAAAUCUUAUAA
Blepharisma stoltei is the source of this 1979-nucleotide messenger RNA. The record is from the annotation of a GenBank genome assembly. NCBI's taxonomy places the organism in Eukaryota, Ciliophora, Heterotrichea, Heterotrichida, Blepharismidae.